AGGAUUACAGCCUCUAUAUGAUUUGCGUCGCGAUACCACCACACUUGUUUUCUUGCGCCGUUGGCCGAUUUAGCUUCGCGAUGUCGCCUCGUCUUUCUAAUCAGCUGGCUCACACCUCCUCUUGCUCAAUCUGGAGCUUUCGCCACGCCAUUUAUCGCCAGGUACCUGUCCGUACAUUCGGCAUCCGCUCAUUGAAUCCUCCGAAAACCUCCCGAUUCGAUGUCGGUCCUGGUCUGCCUGUUCUGAAAUCGUCUCCUACCGCGGCAUUAGAGCGAAAAGCCAACACGCUUCCCCUACGCACUGGUGCAAUCGCGAUUAAAAAAGGAAUGACCGGGAUGUAUGACGCAAAGUCUGGAAAACGCAUUGCCUGCACUGUCCUCCAAUUGGAUCGACUCGAGGUUGUCUCUCACAAGACGCUGCAGAAGCAUGGUUAUUUUGCCGUUCAGAUGGGCGCUGGCUGGAGACGGGCUACCAAUCUGACUAAAUCUCUCUUGGGUCACUUUUCGGCCAAUGGAGUCUCGCCGAAACGUCAUGUCUACGAGUUUCGCGUGAAAGAUGAGAGCGGUCUCUUGCCUGUAGGGCAAGCAGUCAAUGCUGACUGGUUUAAAGUGGGCCAGUAUGUUGAUGCGCGAUCCAACUCAAAGGGCAAAGGCUUCGCCGGUGUGAUGAAAAGACAUGGGUUUGGAGGCCAAGAUCGCAGUCACGGUGUCAGUCUAACGCACCGUUCACUUGGUUCUGCAGGUCCUAGCCAGGGCGGUGGCUCUCGUGUGUACCCUGGCAAGAAGAUGGCCGGAAAUAUGGGAAAUGAGCAGAACACAAUACAAAAUCUUGAGAUUCUUCAAGUGGACCAAGUCAACGGGAUUGUCGUGGUCAAUGGUUCCAUCAGUGGUCCCAAAGGCUGCGUCGUCAGGAUACAGGAUGCUCUUAAGAAGCCUUGGCCACGAGUCGCGCCCGUUUCCAAAUCGUCCUAGUAACCGUUUCAAACACGGUUCCUCUCGCCAUUCCUCCGAUUCUCAAGCUGCCUCACACCGUUUUUCCGUCCUGUGAGAUGGAUUGUAACAUCAUAUUAUUUCCCUCCAUAGAGCGACGUUCUUAUUUGACAUGUAAAUGAUAUCCUUUGGUCAGAUCAGAUCUCUUUUCAUCUCCUCAGACUUGCUUUCCAUGUCAGUCCGGCCACACUUUGUGUCUAUAUGCCAGGAUAAGUAAAAUGACAGAGGCUCUUCAACGACCGAAAGCCCCUGCAUGGUGCAGUUGGGGCGUUGUCUAUCUACAAACACAUAUCUCCAGGCAUCUUUGCACCACAUUUGGAACUUGAUGUGCUCCGCGAAAAUGUGAGCAUUGUCCUUAAUUGCUCUGCCGGAACGGGUCACUGUCGCUGUCGAGGAGCUGAACCACUGUUCCAUCUUCUGUUUCGAGGCUC
Aspergillus saccharolyticus JOP 1030-1 is the source of this 1420-nucleotide messenger RNA. RefSeq names its product mitochondrial 54S ribosomal protein uL3m. The record is from RefSeq and is a predicted model, not a curated record. Gene Ontology annotation, molecular function: structural constituent of ribosome. Bases 81 to 971 code for a protein of 296 amino acids. Gene Ontology annotation, cellular component: ribosome; mitochondrial large ribosomal subunit. The transcript is spliced from 2 exons. NCBI's taxonomy places the organism in Eukaryota, Fungi, Ascomycota, Eurotiomycetes, Eurotiales, Aspergillaceae. Gene Ontology annotation, biological process: translation.